CUUUGAAUCAGAUGACCUAAUAACGUAUCUGGCUGGCCUGAUAGCUAGUACUAGCCGUUCUAAUUAUUCCUGUGGUACUAGCUAGUUAAACGAGAAGUCUGGCAAAAGCGUGCCAAGGACAGUGUUGUAGAUCUAGCUUGUAGCUAGCGGUUUCUUUAUCGAUCGUGAACUCACAACACAGUGGUGUCACAAUGUGGACGUGUAAAAACCUGUGGAAGAAGUUCGCUCCACUCGCCAGAGCCUCUUCAACUUUGUGCCUGCAAAAUGCAAGGGGAGCAGGUAAGUAAAAUUGCUAACGUUAAUUAACGUAGCUAAUUAACGUUAACAACUUGGUGGGCCCUGGAUAGCCAGUGCAACUUUGAAACUGUGCAGUUGUUAGCCGGUUGGGUAGGCUAACAAGCAAUACAUAUCCAAAAUAUAGCUAUAUAUUUUUAAACUGUACACUACACCCCAAGUCAAACAUUAACUACUUCAGUCUGGUAACUUAGCUAGGUUAGCUAGCCAGUAACGUUAGACAUGUAAUGUGCAGCAAUAUGCACUAACUACAGAUUCGGAUAGUUAGCUACUGUUAGUUAGCUAGCUAACUAACUAAACAGUCAGCUAACGUUAUAUUAACUAGCAGUAGUCAGCUGGCUCACUUCACUUGGUGGGUAAUGAAACACAAAGAUCUGUAUGUUAACUAAGAUAAAAUAUUAUCGCAUUUAAACAGACGUGGCCCUGUCAUAUAAUAACUGUUGUCGUGCAACCUCCCCCAUGGUCAUGUAUUCCGCCAAGGUCGUUGCUAGAAAGUAUGUCCACCGUUGCUACGUGGUGGGCACCGUCAUCUCAACCUCAUUGGACCAUCGUUACAAAAAAUGUUGUAGGAAAAAAGUCCAGUAAGCCAGCUGAACUAGAUGUGAACUUGAAACUUCAGUUAUUUUUUUAUCACAUUUUGGCGCUAUUCGAAUGAAUUAUAUAACUUGUGGGCUGAGCUUGUAACACGGUCACGGGUGUAUAUACACAUCAAAUCAAAUCAAAUCAAAUUGUAUUGGUCACAUGCGCCGAAUACAACAGGUGCAGACAUCACAGUGAAAUGCUUACUUACAGCCCUUAACCAACAGUGCAUUUAUUUUUAACAAAAAAAGUAAAAAUAAAACAACAACAAAAAAAGUGUUGAGAAAAAAAAGAGCAGAAGUAAAAUAACAGUAGGGAGGCUAUAUAUACAGGGGGGUACCGUUGCAGAGUCAAUGUGCGCCGGCUAGUUGAGGUAAUAUGUACAUGUGGGUGGAGUUAAAGUGACUAUGCAUAAAUAAUUAACAGAGUAGCAGCAGCGUAAAAAGGAUGGGGUGGGGGGGCAGUGCAAAUAGUCCGGGUAGCCAUGAUUAGCUGUUCAGGAGUCUUAUGGCUUGGGGGUAGAAGCUGUUGAGAAGUCUUUUGGACCUAGACUUGGCACUCAGGUACCGCUUGCCGUGCGGUAGCAGAGAGAACAGUCUAUGACUAGGGUGGCUGGAGUCUUUGACAAUUUUGAGGGCCUUCCUCUGACACCGCCUGGUAUAGAGGUCCUGGAUGGCAGGAAGCUUGGCCCCAGUGAUGUACUGGGCCGUACGCACUGUAGUGCCUUGCGGUCGGAGGCCAAGCAGUUGCCAUACCAGGCGGUGAUGCAACCAGUCAGGAUGCUCUCGAUGGUGCAGCUGUAGAAUUUUUUGAGGAUCUGAGGACCCAUGCCAAAUCUUUUCAGUCUCCUGAGGGGGAAUAGGCUUUGUCGUGCCCUCUUCACGACUGUCUUGGUGUGUUUGGACCAUGAUAGUUCGUUGGUGAUGUGGACCCCAAGGAACUUGAAGCUCUCAACCUGUUCCACUACAGCCCCGUCGAUGAGAAUGGGGGCGUGCUCAGUCCUCUUUAUUUUCCUGUAGUCCACAAUCAUCUCCUUUGUCUUGGUCACUGUUUAUAAUAUCAAACUGGAUCAUCCAUCGGGUGUAUAUGUAUAUUAGGAAGUAUUAGUAUGAUUGAGCCAUGCAUCAUUAUCAGCCAGUCAGGUUAUCUUUGCAGAUAAGGUCUUAUUGAGAUGGUGAGACAAAGAACAGAUUCAUCUGAUAUGUUAAAUACCUUUAUGAAAUCACCAGAAAUGACUAGUGUCAUCACUUGUCACAUGCAGGCUAUUUAUGUUUACUUUAUAACCAUUAAUCCACUCAAAGGUAAUGUACUACUUGAGUUAGGCUAAUGGAAAACACUACAGCAGGAGUCCUCAACUCUAGUCAAGGACAGCUACUGUAUGUACAGGCUUUUGCUCCAGCCCAGUACUUAACACACACCUUGAUUCAUUUCAGUGUUGAACAAUGAGAGAAGACUUACACUGGUUCCACAGGCCCACAUGUCCUCAGGAGCUCCAGGGAGUGGAGGGGACAACAACUUGUACUACCUCCUAAUUGGAGCAACCUGUGUAGGGGGAGGAUUUUAUGUAAGUAAUAAAUAUCCUGCCCAUUUCUUUGUUAUGCACACUCUAGUUUCAGUGCAUUAUACUUUUGUCUAAACACAAUGUGAAUGAAAAGGAUUUUGAUUGUAAUACUGUGAAUCAUGCUUUGUUGUGAAAGUGUUCUGUUACGUGGUUAGUGCUAUAGGCUAGCUUAAAUAUAACUAAACAAGUCAGGCAAAGAUAUUGGACACCAUAGGUCGUUGACCUUUGUAGCUGAUGACCGUUUUAGUACAGUCAAAAUGUCAUCAGGGCUUCAAACUGUAAGGUGCUAUUUCAAGUCUGGUCUGCAUUUGAUGUCUUCUGGGUUUUGGCCAGGCCAUAACUGUGUGGGUCACCCUAUUAAUGAUUUAUGUAUGAAUUUAUUCAAUGGAAUUGAACAGUUGUUGUCAUUGCCCUCUUGCCUCAUUCACCCAUUCAUUAUGUCUUUUGCCAGAGGCCUUUAAAUACUGUAUGUUGGACCUUCUGGUUUUCAACCUGGCAAAUGUAGUUAUUUAAGAUUCAAGUGAGUUCAAAAAGCAAGUUUUUUUUUUUUCUGGAUCAAAAAGGGGCUUAGGUGGUGGGCGUGGUCGGGCCCGUCAGCGCGGCUGCAUUUUAGAGAACAUUUUAGAUGCCUCCAUCUUGGCGAUUGUAGAAACAUUUUUGCAUUUUUAAGCCAGUUUCCUACAAUUCUACACAUUUCUCCAUGGUGCUGAGAGAACUUUGUGCUGUUUUAAAGCUAAUUUCCUGCAAUUCUAUACAUUUUGCUAUGGCUAAUGCUGUUCUUUUGCUCAAACAUAAUAACAAAAUCAAUACUGCUAGAUUAAUUGUUUUUGGAAUUUUCAAUUCUCACUGACUGUCUAGGUUUUAUUUUGGUGAUUGUUAGUUCUCAAAGAUUAUAUUUAAAGAAAAAUAUAAAGGGUCCAUUAUAAUUUCUACAUACUUUAUAUCUGGUUUUAGUUGUUUAAGUUUACACUGAAAGCGUUUUUCCAUCACAAAAACUAAUUUGUUUUUACACUGUUUGGACUUAGGUGUCCUGAAAAAACGCUUAGGUGGCCCGCCCAAGGAUUUAAAUGGCAGAAAAAUCCCUGAAAAGAGGUUUAAAGAUGUAAUGUUUUGUAUCUUCACAGGCUUACCGCACCAUCAAAGAAGACAAAGAGCGAUAUCAGGAACGAAUUGAUGAAAUUGCUUCCAGACCAAAUAAGGUAGUCCCAGCACAACCAAUCACAGAGGCCCCAGGUGAGAACGUGUGAUUCAUAACACACGUUGGCAGUCUGAAAUCACAUCUGCAUUUUUUUUGUCUUUACAGUUUAACAAAAUUACCCUUGUGGUGUAUAUCUUGUCUUUCAGGCGAACAAGCUGCUGAAACUCCAGAAGGUGAGAAUUUUAGUUGCUUGCGGAUAACAAUCCUGUCUCCAACCCCUAUUCAUGGCAAUGUCAUACAUUAACAUAUCUGUAUUGUGUUUUAUGUAACAAUGUGCAUCAUGGUAUAACAUUAGUAGUCAAGUAAGACUCUUAAAAGGCUGAAUUAUGUUGCGUAGUCCAGAUGAAAGCAAGAUUGUUGUUAAAUUUGACCCUGUGGGUUCUUGCUAGGCAUUGAGCCUAUUUUUGAGAAAUGGUAUAAACCAGUGUUCAAACCCUAGAAUAAAGGAUUAUUUGAUGACUUUUCUUAAGAUGAAAAACACAUAAGCCUAUAUAUUUUAUAUUUAGACGUUUAUUGUAGAAUUCUGGAAAAGCACCACUAGGGGGCAUGGGUGCUUAUGUUUGGAUAUGUUUUAAUUUACAUGGUUCUUUAUUUUUUUAUUUGUGACUUUUCAGAUUUUUAAGUUUGGUGGGCAUAGCAACAUUUCACUGAAAACAUGAAUACUCUAAUGCAGUUACCCCUGGCAUCACACCAAUGUCACUUCUGUAUGCAGCACUAAUUCCGCUGUUAUUAAUAGUUUGUAAAUAGUAAAAGUAAAGCUAACACAUAAACUAUAGUUUUGUCUACCAACCUACCAUGCUUCUGCUUUCUAUUUGUUCAACCUAGCCACGUUUGGUCAAUCAUACGGCCCUUAGCUGUUGGAGCAGUGUAGAAGGCCUUUAGCUACUAAUAUAUGUUGAUUUUGCAUGUGAUCUCUCACCAUGAAGAGACCUCUGAGGAGGGUUCUGGCUCUGGGCCUGUAGCAGCUGAGAGCGAGGCGAGCUCUGGGCCUGUAGCAGCUGAGAGCGAGGCGAGCUCUGGGCCUGUAGCAGCUGAGAGCGAGGAGAGCUCUGAGCCUGUAGCAGCUGAGAGCGAGGAGAGCUCUGAGCCUAUAGCAGCUGAGAGCGAGGAGAGCUCUGAGCCUAUAGCAGCUGAGAGCGAGGAGAGCUCUGAGCCUAUAGCAGCUGAGAGCGAGGAGAGCUCUGAGCCUAUAGCAGCUGAGAGCGAGGAGAGCUCUGAGCCUAUAGCAGCUGAGAGCGAGGAGAGCUCUGAGCCUAUAGCAGCUGAGAGCGAGGAGAGCUCUGAGCCUAUAGCAGCUGAGAGCGAGGAGAGCUCUGAGCCUAUAGCAGCUGAGAGCGAGGAGAGCUCUGAGCCUAUAGCAGCUGAGAGCGAGGAGAGCUCUGAGCCUAUAGCAGCUGAGAGCGAGGAGAGCUCUGAGCCUAUAGCAGCUGAGAGCGAAGCCCCGCUUUCAGCUAUGGAGGAGAGCUCCCCACCUCCAGAGGAACCCGCCCCCUGUGAAACAACAGAACUAUCUACAGGUUCUAUAGAUUAUAUAGCUAUUCAUAUACAUAUAUACCUCUGUCACAUGUCUGGAACUUCCAAAAGCAUUCACACCCCAUUAUGUGUAUAGAGGUGCUUAAGUUCAGAGACUGAGAACUGGCUUAUCUAGUUACAUGUCCUGAGUGUUGCAUGGGGCCAGUUUCGGGUCUAACCUCCUGUUCUAUCUGUGGCAUGUGACUGUUUCUCUGUUUUAACACCCUCUUCAAGUGGCUCACCUCCCUUCAGCACAUUUCCCUGUUGUCACAGUUUGUUAUCUCUACUUUGUUCCUAUUCUGCAAGUUUUUUUUGUCUUCUCAAACUUGGAUCAACUGUCUGGGUACAAUGUGUACUCAUCUGACCUUGUUUUGUGACAGCACAUGUAUUGUGGAACUCCACUCAUGCCCCGCCAUACCAUGUCCUUGAAUGUAAUGUGUACUAUUUCAAAUGUAUAGCUAGGAUGGGAUAAUUGAAUGUAACAAUUGGAUGGGACAGGUUGGUGGGGGCAUAGUCAUUGGCGUUUGUUGGCUAUCUAUGGAUGUCUGUUGGUUGACGGAAUACCUAGCCCACAGGUCCAUGAUUGUGAAUGGAUCUCCUGUCUCACAUUUUCUGUGUCAAUCAAACUUUAAGUUUGAUUUUAAUUAGUUUAAAAUCUUGACUAACACAACAGCCUUUCCUAUCUCUGCAUCUUUUCCCGUUAUAACUAUUGGAUGUUAUGGGAAUGUUCUGUUUUUUUAUUGCAUAUUGUUUAAACUGAAUUUUUUGUGUGUUAUUGCAAUAUGGUUUGCCUUAAUGUUCUGGUUCUGCUAAUUGAGGGAGGUAGAUCCCACCUUUACAGUUAACUCCUCUAUAAAGUCCUUUGAGCUGCCUACAUCAUAUCAAAUGGAGAAGAGCUAAAACCAGUGCAGCACGUUUUCAAGCAUUCUGUUUUUCUACCACUCCCCUCAACCUUUACGGUCAUGCCUACUAACAGAGAUUACUCCUGUUACGGAAGAUGCUCCUGCGGAAACUCCGGAAGUAACCCCUAUUGUCGAAGGUGAGGGUGAUAGCUAAAAGUUGCUAGUAAACUCCCCAUUUGAGUCGAAUCAAUGCUUGGCCUGUAAGUAUUAUAGACCCCCCCCCCAGAAGCUUUUUAAAAGAAUGUUGGUCAAAUACACAGAAGUGUCCCCUGAAGUUGCUGCAGUGGAACCAGAGGAUCCUCCCGCCACACCAGAGGUUGAGAUUGGUAAGGCAUGGUUGCAUGGACGAAGAAAGCAGGCCCUCCACUCCCAUAGGUUUUUAAUGUGGAGUUCACCCUAUAAUCAUGGACUAUGGAUUACCCCCAACAGCACCUGAACCGGUGGUAGAACCAGCUCCUGAAGAAUCAGUAGAGACGCCUGCUGCUGAGCCAGUAGUUGAGAGUGGUAAGAUCUGACUUUAUGGAAGAAAUACUUUUUCAUCUUUAUUUUAGUGGAAAUGGAGAGAGUUUAUAAAACAUUAAAUAACUAUGGACCCAUGCUAACAGAAGCAGCACCUGUAGCUGAUUCUGUCUCAGAAGAAGCAGUGGAGCAGCCAAGUUCACCAGCUCCGAGUGGUAAGAGCUUUGGCCAAUGAAGAUUACGUUUUUUUUGUAAGUGUGAAGUCGCUACUAGCCUAAUGAAUAGGCAGUUAAAUUUUAAAUAUGCCAUUGUGCUAAACAGAACCUUUAGUGGAACCGUCCCCCGUAGAGGUUACAGAAGAGCCUCCUGCUCCCGUUGUGGAGAGUGGUAAACACUCAGACCAGUGCAUGGGAAAAUAAUCCCAUAUUUUCAAUGAUCAAAAUUGAUUUUCAGAUUUUUUCCCCCCAAUUUGCCUAACACUUCGGUUAUACUAACAGAAUCAACACCAGUAGCAGAAUGCCUUCCUGCAGAAACAGUGGCGCCGCAAACUACGACUGAGACGGAGAGUGGUAAGACCUGAGUCCAGCCUCUGCUGGAGGGGGCAGACAGACAACACAGCACUAUGGUUUUUCCUGUAAACACGAUACGGUUACUACAGUUGAUGGUUACCUUGAUUUCAUUUUCUCCUUCCCUGUUAAGGUUACUUGUGGUCUAUGUUUGGGUCCUGGUUAUGCUAAGUGAUAAAGCUCUCACAUGGAUGGAUAACAAUUUACUUUUUGUUUUUAAGGUUACUUGUGCAAUGGUCAUCAUUGUACAGCUAAACGAUAAUCUCCUACACAUGGUUCUGGUGUUUUUAGACUAGAGGUUUUCCACUGUACAGCAGGAUGCAGCAUGCUUUGGGUCUACCUCUGAGUCCACAGUGUCAGAUGAGACAGUGAUUUUACCUCUUUGCUGUCCCAGCUGCGGAACCUGCAACUGUUGCACCUGCCGAGGUCCCUGCACCUACCCCUGAGUUUCCAUCACACGCCCCAUACCUCUUGAUUGGCGGAGGCACGGCCUCCUUUGCUGCAGCACGCUCCAUCAGGGCCAGGGACCCAGGAGCCAGGGUUAGUGGGCUUCUCUCUGUUGUUGAUCUAUGGAGUCACCAAGAACUUAGCAAGCAGUGUUAUGAUAAGUAGGCUCAUGGUUUAGGUUUCGCAGAAUACCUCAUGUUGAUUUCUUUAGACAUGACUAAUCUAUUUUAGCACUUUACCCAAAAUAUAUUUUUGUUUUUAUCUGUCCACAGGUAUUGAUUAUCACUGAUGAACCAGACCUUCCGUACAUGAGGCCUCCUCUCUCCAAGGAGCUGUGGUUCUCUGAUGACCCCAGUGUGGUUGACACCCUGCGCUUCAAACAGUGGAACGGCAAGGAGAGGAGGUGUGUGUGUGUGUGCACACAUGUUUACAGAACAGUCAUCAUAUGCAAUAUUCCUAUAUUAAUGCAUGUUUAUUUCUGGUUUUCAGCAUCUACUUCCAGCCUCCCUCAUUCUAUGUCAGUCCUCAGGAUUUGGAGAAAGUGGAGAAUGGAGGAGUGGCUGUGCUCACUGGGAAAAAGGUUUGGUGCUUUUUGUUUUUUAUAGCAAAGCAUUCUGGUCUUGAGUUAUUUUCUAUAUAAUUGAAGAAUUUGCUUACAUUUAAUUAGUUAUACCAUCUUUUUCCAAACAGUACUUAUUCCGAUUUAGUAAAAGGAUUUAUCAAACCUUCUUGGAGAAUGCAAUGGACAGCAUCCAAGGAUAAUCUUCAAUAAUUAAUUUAUUGGUGAAUGAAUUAUUAAAGUGUAUCCUUAGAGUGCUGUCCAUUUCACUCAAUGUAUUUUACUAAGAGAAUCCAGCACCCAACCUCAUGAAGAAUAAUCUGUGAGUGAGUACGUUGUCGUAAUAUACAUUUUUUAUCAAACCUUCCCCAAUCUUCUUCAGGUGGUGCACAUGGACGUGAGGGGGAACAAAGUGACACUGAGUGACAACACAGAGAUCUCCUAUGAUAAGUGCCUGAUUGCCACAGGUAAGCCAUGAUGAUAAAUCCAUCUUAUGGAGCACAUCCAGUUUAGCUGCUGAGUUGGGUGCGACAUUCACAACAGGCUAGGACUUGUACACUGAGCAGCAAUUAAUUUGAGCUUUCUUUCUUAAGGUGGAGUCCCAAGGAAUCUGCAAGUGAUUGAGAGAGCCGGAGAAGAGGUGACAAAGAGGACUACACUGUUUAGAAAGGUAAACACAUUGCCUUCAGAAUCAGAUGUUUUGAAAGGUGUGGGCAGUAGCCAGAAGACGAUCAUUCAUUAAUUUGGUGUUUGGUACCGCUGACAUGACAACGUAACAUGCUGAAGCUAGGUCCUUUACAAUGUUCGGUAGGGGCUAUUAUUUUAGUCAUCUUCAGGGACUGCACGGCAUAACUUCGACAUGUUCUAUCCGUAAGGAGAGCCACCAGGGGGAGCCUUUGUGCUUGAUUGACGCUAUCUGGUGGCUCUAUUUUCGGGCUGGAGUUAAGGCGGCGAUAGUGUCAAACGCACGUUAGUUUGCAAUUUCGUCAUGUAAAAACUGGCGCACUGGCAUUUUCCAGCCCUAAAGCCAGGUUCGGAAAUGUACCUGUCUUAUAUCAGCUCGCUUGCGCUCAGAUGGGCGGGGUGGAAAUAUUUGCGGUGUCCUUAAAAACAUGAUCCAAAGUGCUAAUUUCAGGCAGCGAGAAAGGCUUUUUUUUUGUCUGCCCAAUUCAAUCGCGAAGUAGUCAAGACUGUCGAUAAAGGGUUUGGCUCCUGAGACCGCUUGGAAAUAAAUCUUAAUCACCAAAGCUUUAUUAAAAUAUCAAGUUUGAGAGGAGUAAAACUGAGCUGACGUUCCCUUUUUAUCUAUGCAUUGUAGGCAGGCCCACAUCAUUUUAGUCAUGCAGGUCCCGUUUUGGACGUGCAUAAAACCCUCCAUGAUGCAGUAUACAUGUCCAUCAUGAAACGAGAUGAGAUGUGUGAUGUACCGAUUCCAUGGUACAGUGUGUAUGAGUUGAUAUAUAAAAAUACGACGCAAGAUUCAAGACUACGUGCUUUUCAGUUAAAAUUAUUGUACAGAAUUCUUGCCACCAACAAAAUGUUGAAUAUUUGGGGCAUACAAUCAUCGCAGCUCUGCAGAUUUUGUUGUGAGGAUACAGAAUCAAUAGAUCAUUUGUUUUGGUAUUGCCCUCAGGUAGCCUGUUUCUGGUCUCCGGUUCAGGAAUGGCUGAAAAAGCAUAACAUUCAUCUAAUAUUGACCCUAGAAAUGUCAUUGUUGGGAGAUCUGGAGAGACCUGGUCAUUCAAUUACUAAUAUACAUACUCUUAGUAAAAGUAUUUAUCUUCAACUCGCAAUCUGUGGAUUCUAUUCGAUUAAAUAGAUUCAAAUUGUAUGUUAAACAUCACAGCAUAGUUGAAAUAUGUAUGGUGCGUAGAAAUCCGACGAGGGUGGCCAGCUGGGAUGGGCUGAGGGUUGGGAUGUGGGAGUGGAGUUGCUGGGCGGGGGAUAGAAUGAUGGUCAAAUAUAUAAAAGUAAAAAAAUAAAGCCAAAAUAAAACAAAAAGUAAGUUUGAAUGACACUGAGGGGCAACGUUGUUACAGCGAAUGCCUGUUUGCCUGAGGCUGAUGCCGCGCAGGUGUUUGUACACAUGCAAAUACACACACACACUCAUUCAAACAUGCACAUACACGGACACACACACGUAAAUAGUGCCAUACAUGCACUCAAACAUUCAGUUGGCCUUGCUGUUAUGAUUUUUGUUGUCCUUGAUGUCUUCUGUUUUUGCAUUGUUUUCCUUUGUUUUUCUCUUUUGUUAAUUUUGUUGGUGCAUUGGCGGCGGGUGUCUUGGGGGUGGGGAAUGGAAAUAUUUAAUUUUACAAAUUAUUUUUUCGGGGGUGGUCUCGGAUGGUUGCGGGGCAGCUGUCGGGGAACUGUGCUGGUGGCCUGGCGGUUGGGAGCUUGGGCCGGUGGCAGAUAGUUCGCUGGUUCUGGUUCCCGUUUUUGACCUUGUGGGAGAUCUGUCGACGUGCCCUUGAGCAGGGCGUUAACCCUGGUUGCUUCUGUGGGUCGCUCUGGAUGGGAGUCUGUUAGAUGACUGAGUGUAAUGUAAAUGUUGAGCGGCUUCACUGCAAGUAGAUUGUAUGUUUUUAAUUUAAAAAAGAGAUGAGAACCUCGGUGAAUACCGGUGAACCUCAUGUAUAUAGAAGUUAUCUGUAACCUGUAAAAAUGGCUUGUUUUCCGUUUCAUAUGUUAAAAUCCCAAGCCCUUCCUUAGGCAUACUAUAGCGAAGGCUGGUUCGACAGCAAUGCCUGUCUUUUUUAUCCUGGCCAUUUUUAUGAUAUCAUUACAUUAAAAAAUAAACAUUGUUUUUCGUUACAUUUUAUUACAACCAAACUUGUUAGAAGGAUUUACCUUCCUGGUUUUAUGUUGACAACGUGGCGCGCUUGCAAUGCAACUUCUGGACAUGUGUGAAUGCGAUCUGACCUGUGAAAUGGUUCCGAUUAUGUUCAUACAGUGAGGGGAAAAAAGUAUUUGAUCCCCUGCUGAUUUUGUACGUUUGCCCACUGACAAAGAAAUAAUCAGUCUAUAAUUUUAAUGGUAGGUUUAUUUGAACAGUGAGAGACAGAAUAACAACAACAAAAAUCCAGAAAAACGCAUGUCAAAAAUGUUAUCAAUUGAUUUGCAUUUUAAUGAGGGAAAUAAGUAUUUGACCCCUCUGCAAAACAUGAUUUAGUACUUGGUGGCAAAACCCUUGUUGGCAAUCACAGAGGUCAGAUGUUUCUUGUAGUUGGCCACCAGGUUUGCACACAUCUCAGGAGGGAUUUUGUCCCACUCCUCUUUGCAGAUCUUCUCCAAGUCAUGAAGGUUUCGAGGCUGACAUUUGGCAACUCAAACCUUCAGCUCCCUCCACAGAUUUUCUAUGGGAUUAAGGUCUGGAGACUGGCUAGGCCACUCCAGGACCUUAAUGUGCUUCUUCUUGAGCCACUCCUUUGUUGCCUUGGCCGUGUGUUUUGGGUCAUUGUCAUGCUGGAAUAACCAUCCACGACCCAUUUUCAAUGCCCUGGCUAAGGGAAGGAGGUUCUCACCCAAGAUUUGACGGCACAUGGCCCCGUCCAUCGUCCCUUUGAUGCGGUGAAGUUGUCCUGUCCCCUUAGCAGAAAAACACCCCCAAAGCAUAAUGUUUCCACCUCCAAGUUUGACGGUGGGGAUGGUGUUCUUGGGGUCAUAGGCAGCAUUCCUCCUUCUCCAAACACGGCGAGUUGAGUUGAUGCCAAAGAGCUCCAUUUUGGUCUCAUCUGACCACAACACUUUCACCCAGUUCUCCUCUGAAUCGUUCAGAUGUUCAUUGGCAAACUUCAGACGGGCAUGUAUAUGUGCUUUCUUGAGCAGGGGGACCUUGCGGGCACUGCAGGAUUUCAGUCCUUCACGGCGUAGUGUGUUACCAAUUGUUUUCUUGGUGACUAUGGUCCCAGCUGCCUUGAGAUCAUUGGCAAGAUCCUCCCAUGUAGUUCUGGGCUGAUUCUUCACCGUUCUCAUGAUCAUUGCAACUCCAGGAGGUGAGAUCUUGCAUGGAGCCCCAGGCUGAGGGAGAUUGACAGUUAUUUUGUGUUUCUUCCAUUUGCAAAUAAUCACACCAACUGUUGUCACCUUCUCAUCAAGCUGCUUGGCGAUGGUCUUGUAGCCCAUUCCAGCCUUGUGUAGGUCUACAAUCUUGUCCCUGACAUCCUUGGAGAGCUCUUUGGUCAUGGCCAUGGUGGAGAGUUUGGAAUCUGAUUGAUUGCUUCUGUGGACAGGUGUCUUUUUUUAUACAGGUAUCAAGCUGAGAUUAGGAGCACUCCCUUUAAGAGUGUGCUCCUAAUCUCAGCUCGUUACCUGUAUAAAAGACACCUGGGAGCCAGCAAUCUUUCUGAUUGAGAGGGGGUCAAAUACUUAUUUCCCUCAUUUAAAAUGCAAAUCAAUUUAUAACAUUUUUAACAUGCGUUUUUCUGGAUUUUUGUUGUUGUUAUUCUGUCUCUCACUGUUCAAAUAAACCUACCAUUAAAAUUAUAGACUGAUCAUUUCUUUGUCAGUGGGCAAACGUACAAAAUCAGCAGGGGAUCAAAUACUUUUUUCCCUCACUGUAAAACACAGGCCUAUUUGGGAGCAGUAUAACGUAAGUGGACGUUCUCCCUUGCUAUUUAUAUUGGAUCUUUGUCCAACUACAGUGAAAAGUUUGGAUGCGUGUUAAACCCUCCAUUGUCUGUGUUUUAAUAUUAUAUGCCCACAGGGAGAAAUUAUGGUACCUGUAAGUGUGACAGCCUAUUUGUUUAGAAUUUGAUUUGAAUUAUUCCUUCGCUUUUCAGGCCUUUAUCAAUAAUUAAUUUACAGUAGGCCUGGCCCCUAUAUCAGGGUAAAUGCAAUUGAAGUCAUGCAAUUACUUAGAACAUGUGGCCUGCAAAUGGGUUCACGUGAACGUAUUUAGCAAAGAUAGGUCUACAUUUUGUUAUUUAUUUUCUGUAAGCCAAUUAACAAACUAUAAUGGCCUAACAUUGGAAUUCCAAGGUAAUACAUAAAAGACCGUAAAUACACAAGCAACCACAUGUAUCUCCAUGGAGCUCGUUCUGAUUGGCCAGUGAGGGGCCAAGUCUCAACACACCCACAACUUGUUUAUUCAUCAAAACCCAGCUCUUUCACAUCAACGCGGAUAACUGUGAUGCUGAAAAUAGCAAAAAUAUUUCUGACACUACUGAACCUAUAGCGCUACCGCCUGCGUUUAGAUUUACCAUUGCGUUAGGUUUGUUACAAUCGAGCCCUCAGUUACGUCAUGUUUUGCAUUAAACUGUAGUGAUGUCUAUUAUUCAAAAUAAAUUAUGCUUUAAGAUAACAGUGCCAGCAAGUAUGUUUUUUGACAGGGAAUACUUGUAGUUACUAUUCAAAUCCACCUUGUGAAAAUGCUUUUUUGCUAUCAUCCCUAGGUUGAAGAUUUCAAAUCUUUGGAUAAGGUCUCCAGGGACACCAAAUCCAUCACCAUAAUUGGAGGAGGUUUCUUGGGGAGUGAGCUGGCCUGUGCCCUGGGCAGGAGAUGUAAGUUAAGUAGGGCUGACGUUAUUUAGUCGAUUGUUUGGUGUAUGGGCUGUUGGUCGACCGAGAUUUCAUGGUGUUCAAGACACCUGUCUGAGUGGACUGAUCCAUUGUGCAGGCCGUGGGGAUGGCACAGUCCAUCAGUCUAAGACAUGUGCUACUGAAAAUGUAUAUGGUUAUACAAUGGUGCAACACAAAUAAAAUAUUAUUUUACAACAACUGCGCUUUCUCCCGCAUUGGAUAGUGAUCACUGUCUGCAAUUCUGAAACACAUCAGUGCGCUGUUGAAUUGGCGCCUUUUCCUAGACCAUGUUGCUAUGUGCAUAAUAGCAAAGUUAACCAGCAUAUUGGUGUUGAGAACAAUGCGGCAGCAGCAGAGUUAGGAGACGAGAAAACAGCCCUUGCGUAAUUGUCUAAGAAAAGUGAGGAGAGGGGAAACCCCAACUUAUUUAGGUCUAUAAUCAAUAGCCUAACUGUUGUGUGCCUUGAUUUAUAAAUCAUCCAUAUAUACUGUAGAUCUACAGAAGUAAGACAGAGCCUGCUUCUGUUGCCUGUUUGAGUGCUUGUUUCAUAGCCUACUGAUUCCCUGAGCACCAAGCCUCACGCAACAAUUUCACUAAUUCAGCUGUUUUCAUCUUUGCUAUGCUGUAAUAAAGGCUUUACACUUUUUUCGUUAGACCUUGGUAUUAUUUAUAAUUUAUUUACUGUUUACACUGUUCCAAAUUGUCAGAAUGUUUGUAUUUAUAAUAAUAAUAAUAACCUUUUUCCUUUACCUCCUUAUUGUUAUUAUUAAUGUUGUUAUUAUUAUGAUCAAUAUGUCAUUAUCAUUAGCAGGCUUAGUAUAGCAGCCUUAUAUACCACCAUCGAGCUGUAGGCCUAAGAGCGCAUCCUGUUUAGUCUUAAUAAUGUAACUUACUUAGGCCCAUAUUUCAAUACUUAUAUAGGCUACUGUAUCAAUCAAUGUAAUUGUUAAUGUCAUCAAACAGUAUAGGAGUCAUUCAUGAUAUGAAAUGCAAUCAAGCAUUUUUUGUUUUUAAAUAAAAUAACUAAGAGACCAUUGAAUAAUUAGCAUUAACAAUAAAUAGGCCUAAACCGUUCCAUUUCGAAAAUUGCAUUCACGAAUGAAUGCGACUGUUUUGAGUUUUUGCUGUAAUAAAGGCUUUACAAAAAAACUAAAAAAAAUUACAACAGACUCUCUGGUACGCUUAUCAUUUGUGUUUACAUGGUUCCAAACAGUCAAAAAUUAUAUUGUAAUCUAACAGCACCUGUUUUCCUCACAUAAUAUGCAUGCAGCGCUUUCUCCUUACAUUAUUUUUCUUGCUCUCCUGUAUUUUCCACAACUAGUCAAAUUUGUUCCACACAUCUGACUUCCCCUUUACCUCCUGCGCAACCAGUAAACAUUCCCCCGUUUCGAGUUUAUUUGUCACAUUUUCUGCAUCCAUUUUGCUGUGUUACGGUGUUCAGUUUGUUUUAUUGAUGUGACUAUGAUAUGCUAUAGGUCAGGUCCUAUUGGCCACGUGCUUGCGAUAGGGAAUGUUUUUCCUAAACAAAUUAGGGAUUUCGGUAAGAUAACUUUUCAGUCAGAAAUGACUGUAAUUAUGUUGCAGCUUCAGCAACACGGACAGCGCAAUACACACAGUUGAUGUUCUGUGGUGGUCGCUGUAGCAGGGAGGAGAGGGAGACAACGGGGGCUAGUCACACAGUCCCUCAAUGUAAUUUGUGUGUCUUAGUUAUUUAAUCUAACUGUUCGUUUAAAGCAUCAGACCAGCUCAGUGCAUAUAGUUGAUUUGAUUAAACACAGGAUGUGUCUAUGGAAAAAGUUGUAAAAUGUAGGCCGAUUGGUUGAAAGAACAGACUAUCUUGGUCGACCAAGAUUUUUUAAAAAGUGGGGACAGUCCUAAAGUUAAGACUACUGUCUGAAUCAAGGGAGAAAUUACACUGACUGAACCAACAACCAACAUUCACCACAGUGAAAUGCCCCUUUGUAAGGUGUCUGUCUGUCUUCCAUCCUUUUCCCAGCUGCUGAUUCUGACCUGGAGGUGGUCCAGAUGUUCCCUGAGAAGGGCAACAUGGGAAAGGUGCUACCGGAGUAUCUAAGCAACUGGACAACAGCCAAAGUCAAGAGCGGUAAGGAGGGAAACCUCUUAAUCUCUAUAACUUGCAUGUUUCACUAAUGGACUGUAUAUGGGAGUUCCUUCUCCCCUGUGGAAAUGACUGAGACGGCCAUUGCCAACCUAUACAUUUUUUAAAGAGAAGUUACAUUUUUAAAGAAGUUAUUUAUACUGAAAUUCAACUCUCACCUUUACAGAGGGAGUGAAGGUCAUCACAGAAGCGUUGGUUAAAGGUGUCACCUACAAAGAUGGCAGAGUGGAGAUCAAACUGAAGGAUGGUCGCGUGGUGAAGACGGACCAUAUUGUUGCAGCUGUUGGGCUGGAUCCCAGUGUAGAGCUGGCCAAGUCAGCAGGUCUGGAGGUAGACUCUGACUUUGGGGGCUUUCGGGUCAACGCAGAACUGCAGGCUAGGUCCAAUAUAUGGGUGGUAAGUGCAAAUUCGAGUGGUUGUCUUCGGAUGCUACUUCAUUUUCAUCUGAAAGGUCAAUUCUUAGUAAAGAAGAGCUCCCCCAUUGAAAGAUUGAUAACAUAUCUCAUAAGUUAUGCAUCCUUAACUCUCAUACUCAAGCACAAGGAAACUAUAAAAAAAAGUAUUGUAAUUUAUUACCGAUGUGUCAUGACUAUGUAGGCAACUAUUGUGAUCCUUAGUGUCCUCUGUUUACAGGCAGGUGAUGCAGCAUGCUUCUAUGACAUUAGACUGGGCCGCAGGCGAGUGGAGCACCAUGACCAUGCAGUCGUGAGUGGCCGGCUGGCCGGAGAGAACAUGACGGGAGCCAAUAAGCCCUACUGGCAUCAGUCCAUGUUCUGGUACGAGUCAUAUCAUUCAGUUUCCUUGUCAGUAGUCGUCAGUGACUCCCUCUCCUCUAACCUUGUAUCUCAUGUCCUAUUGUGUCCCACAGGAGUGACCUGGGGCCUGAUGUAGGCUAUGAGGCCAUUGGGAUAGUAGACAGUAGCCUUCCAACGGUUGGAGUAUUUGCCAAAGCCACUGCUAAGGACACCCCCAAAGCUGCCACAGAGAAGUCCGGUAUAACCAUCCACAUUAUACUGAUUUACAGUCAACAUAAUUGGCAGGCUCCAGCCACCCAAGUCAUAGAUUGUUCUCUCUGCUACUGCACGGCAAGCAGUACUGAUGCACCAAGUCUGGAAGCAACAGGACCCUGAACAGCUUCUACCCCCAAGCCAUAAGACUGAUAAAUAGUUAGUCCGGGUAGCUAUUUAACUAUCUGCAUUGACCCUUUUUGCAUGAACUCUUUUGACUCAUAACAUACGUUGCUGCUACUGUUUAUUAUCUGUCCUGUUGCCUAGUCACUUUACCCCUACCUAUAUGUACAUAUCUACCUCUUACCUUGCACAUCAGCUCGGUACUAGUACCCCGUGUAUAUUGGGAAGUUAUCGUUACUCAUUGUGUAUUUAUUCCUCGCGGUAUAGUUUUUUUCUCUCUGCAUUGUUGGGAAGAGCCCGUAAGUAAGCAUUUCACUGUUUACAAAGCAUGUGACAAACUAUUUGAUUUGAUUCUACAGAAGGACCCUCUGUACUUUACAAAUCAACUAAAUGUUUCAACCCCCCCCCCCCCAAAACAAUUGUUUUGAAGACCUAGCCUGAGCAUCUUUCCUAUCCUGAUAGGAACUGGAAUCCGUUCGGAGAGUGAGACUGAGGGGACGGCCAGUAGCCCUGUAGCCUCCUCCACCCCUGAACCCCCUCCAGUAUCCCAGCAGAAGGACGACUACGGGAAAGGAGUGAUCUUCUAUCUGCGAGACAAAGUGGUGGUGGGCAUUAUCCUGUGGAACGUGUUCAACAGAAUGCCCGUCGCAAGGAAGGUGAGAACUGUCACAAAUAUCAGAGGAUGCAUAUUUUCUCUGUUCUUCAAACCGCUCCAUGUCACUUAAGUGAUGUUGAAAACCGAGUUAAAUAUAGACUGAUUUGCUUUGCAUUCUUGUCUUUGCAGAUCAUCAAAGAUGGAGAGGAACAUGCCGAUCUGAAUGAAGUGGCUAAGCUCUUCAACAUUCACGAGGACUGAGUCUUCUCUACUCUGGGGAGGCUGAGCCUAUGCUGGGAGACGUAUGCUGUCACUACUCAUAAAGGCUUUGAACUUUCACAGUCAUCGCCAGGCUUUGGCAGACCCUACUAUGAUGAUGCACUUGAAAAGAAAAGGGAGAAUCUCUGGACACAAAUUUACUCUGUACAUUUCAUGUCGCUGGAAUAUUUUCAUGUUUGUAAUUUCUAUCACAUGCAUGUGUUUUUUUUUCUUAUUGUCUAUUCAAGAUAGUGAGUAGAAAUAUUCACCAUGUAUAUCAGUCUAAUCAUUCUAUAUAGUAUAAAAGCCGCCCCCAUAUCCCCAGAUCUAUUCUGUUGCGUUUUGUGAUCAAGGUGAAAUUGUCCAUCUCGGGAAUACAGGUGACAGUGUACAAGCCUAACAACAUACUGGUAUGUGGAGGUUGUUUUUCAGUGUGAUCAGAGCAGCUCAUAUUGUUAGGCUGCAAUAAAAAUAUUUUUUAAUAAAUGAUCCUACCAUUUGCAUUUUUAUUUCCUAAGAUGUUAUCAC
Molecule: messenger RNA, 18228 nt
Organism: Coregonus sp. 'balchen'
Lineage: Eukaryota; Metazoa; Chordata; Actinopteri; Salmoniformes; Salmonidae
Source: the annotation of a GenBank genome assembly